AUGGCUCCUCCCGACGACCCGCCGAGGAAUGUGCCUCAUCUUCGUCUGAAUUCUGGCUACGAGGAUCCCUUUAAUGAUCAACCUGGGAGUGCCCAGGAAUCACCCAACGCCUCUCGCCCGUUAAUCACACCCCCCGAACCUCCAUAUUCCCCCAUUGGUCGGGCUGAAACUUUGUCGGAAAACAACCUAACUAUCCCUCAAUCGCGAGCACAAGCAUACCGUGAAUAUGUUGAGAAUCACCGCAAAGAUGUUGUCGACGCACCGUCUCGUUCCUCUCGCCGAACUAGCUGGAGUUCCGAUGGUGGUAGCCGUAACAGUCGACACUACCUGGAAAGCUCACUCCUCCAAUCAAAAUUGCCAUCAAGAGCAGGGAGUGAUGAUGAGGAAAUCAACACACAAACGGUAGUUGAGAAAUUUGCUAUUUUACCCGACAAGGAUCUCAUCGUCUACCCGCAUGACGUGGAAAAGGACGAUGAAAUGCAUAAUCCUGACCCCAGCGACAAAAAACGAGACUGUCGCAUCUUCACAAAACGAGGCAUGGCGAAUGUUGGGUUUUUGGCCCUGCUUUGCAUGGGAGUUUUAACCCUCUUCAUAGGCUACCCCGUAAUCACGUUUGCCGGAAAGCUCUUUCGACCACCAGAUCAAAUUGGUUGUAGAGGCGAUCCUAUGUGUAUUGACGUUGGGGAUGUUCCUUUGUUAAAGAAUAUUCGUACCUCGUUAAUUGACCCUGAUACCCCCCAGUCAGUUAGAUCGAUCAAGACUGCAGACGGGAAAAAGUGGGAUUUAGUGUUUUCUGAUGAGUUCAAUCGUGAUGGGCGUACGUUUUUCGACGGCGAUGAUCCCUAUUUCCAAGCGGUUGAUAUUUGGUACGGUGUUACACAGGAUUUGGAGUGGUACGACCCUGAUGCGGUGACAACUAAGGACGGAGUUCUUGAAAUUCGUUUUGAUGCCUUCCAAAAUCAUGGACUCAAUUAUCGAUCGGGUAUGGUUCAAUCGUGGAACCAGCUCUGCUUCACCGGCGGUCGUAUUGAGGCGAGUAUCUCUCUUCCCGCUCGUGGCGACACAUCUGGCCUUUGGCCCGGUUUCUGGACGAUGGGCAACCUUGGACGCGCUGGAUAUGCUGCAACAACUGAAGGAAUGUGGCCUUACACGUAUCAUGACGAAUGUGACGCGGGUAUCACUGCAAACCAAAGCUCGUCGGAUGGACUUAGCUUUUUGCCCGGUAUGAAACUUCCAGCUUGCACUUGCAAAGGAGAAGACCACCCUACGCCUGGAAGAUCUCGUAGUGCCCCUGAAAUCGAUGUCAUCGAAGCCAGUGUGCAUCCUCUCGAUAAGAAUAUUCCGUCAACAAUUGGCGACGUAUCUCAGAGUGCCCAGAUUGCACCCUUUGAUAUUUGGUAUAUGCCAAAUUAUGAAUUCAUGGAGCUGUAUGAUCCCAAAGUCACACAUAUCAAUAGUUAUCGGGGUGGACCUUUCCAACAAGCCAUUUCUGGCAUCACAAAUUUGAACAACGACUGGUAUGAUGGCAAAGCAUACCAAGUCUAUGCUUUUGAAUACACACCUGGCGCGAAGGGAGAUAUUACGUGGUUCGUUGGCAAAGAAAAGACCUGGAAGAUUGACGGUCGGGCCAUAGGACCAAAUGGCAAUGUUGGACAGCGAGUGAUCCCAGUCGAGCCCUUGACCAUCAUCAUGAACUUGGGUAUUUCGCCGAGUUUCACAUUUUUAAAUAUGACAGGCCUGGCUCCGUUGCUACCGGCCAAAAUGCGAUUCGAUUAUGUGAGAGUAUAUCAGGACCCAGAUCAAAAGAGCACGACUUGUGAUCCUCCAGGGAUGGGAACAACCCAAUAUAUUCGAAAGCACCAGGACGUUUACAUGAACCCUAAUUUAACAAGCUGGUCACAAACCAACUAUGCUUGGCCAAAGAACUCAUUUGUUCAUGGGUGUUAA
This is a messenger RNA of Ophidiomyces ophidiicola, 1947 nucleotides long. RefSeq names its product beta-glucan synthesis-associated protein (gene KRE6). Lineage: Eukaryota; Fungi; Ascomycota; Eurotiomycetes; Onygenales; Onygenaceae. The transcript has 6 exons. Gene Ontology annotation, cellular component: endoplasmic reticulum membrane; plasma membrane. The record is from RefSeq and is a predicted model, not a curated record. Bases 1 to 1947 code for a protein of 648 amino acids. Gene Ontology annotation, molecular function: glucosidase activity. Gene Ontology annotation, biological process: fungal-type cell wall organization; (1->6)-beta-D-glucan biosynthetic process.